Molecule: messenger RNA, 1152 nt
Organism: Gastrolobium bilobum
Lineage: Eukaryota; Viridiplantae; Streptophyta; Magnoliopsida; Fabales; Fabaceae
Product: polynucleotide 5'-hydroxyl-kinase NOL9-like
Exons: 9
Coding region: 1-951 (316 amino acids)
Biological process (GO): cleavage in ITS2 between 5.8S rRNA and LSU-rRNA of tricistronic rRNA transcript (SSU-rRNA, 5.8S rRNA, LSU-rRNA)
Cellular component (GO): nucleus
Molecular function (GO): polynucleotide 5'-hydroxyl-kinase activity
Source: RefSeq, a predicted model, not a curated record
AUGAAAUACUCAAACGUCAAACCCAAACUUUGCCACGAAGCUUUGGAGUCCAGGCACCACGCUAAUCAGCCAGCAUCAAAUCAACAAGAAGGGACUAAAGCGGGCAUCGUAAAAUUUGUUGAGGACCAAAAAAGGUGCCUUUUCUUUGGUGAUGUUUCUUCUAAGAGAGAUCCAUCAGCAUACUUAAAUUACGUAUUUGCUAUAUAUGAUUAUUACCGAAAGAAGUAUUGCAUCUUUGAUAAGGGAGAAAAUCCAACUAGGAUUGAGUUGCCUCUUAUUGUGAAUACUCCUGGCUGGGUGAAAGGUGUUGGCUAUGACGUAUUAGUGGACAUGUUGAAAUAUAUUCGUGCAACAAAUGUAGUUAAGAUCAGCAUAUCCACUGAAAGUAAGAAUUUACCUGCUGGUGAAUUCUGGUUAGAUGGGGAACAUGAUGGAACAGUUAACUUAAUUGAGAUAAAUUCAGCUCGUCAAGACUCAUUAAAGAGAUCGGUGCUUGUUCUGAAGGAUGCAUCUCUCCUGCGCGAUUUACGAAUAAUGGCUUAUUUCAGACAGUGCUUUCCUAGUGAUUCAAAUAUUUCUACAAUCAAGGAACUUGCACACUCCUUGGCCUCUCAUUGUUCUUAUGAAGUUCCAAUUACAUGCAUAAAGAUUCAACAUCUUCAUUGUGAGGUUCCAAGCUCUGAAAUAUUCUACAGUUUGAAUGCUAGCAUUGUUGGCUUAGCAGUUGAUUCUGAAGGACCUGGAAAUUUACCUUGGUGUCUUGGUCUUGGGAUUGUGAGGGGCAUUGACACAGUCAAACGUGUGCUCUAUGUGAUUACACCUGUGCCACAUAGUUCUCUGGAAAAAGUCAACCUUUUGCUACAGGGUUAUAUCCAAAUUCCUACUUGUUUAUUGCAGGUCCAGGGAUGCGUAUCACCUUACAUUUCAGCAAAUGCUUUAACUUCAAGCUAGUUAUUUUCUUGAGUUGGCAAAGACGACAAUUAUAGUAGUAGCUAACUCCAUAUAGUUAUUAUAGGUGCUUUCUUUCCAAGGUAGAAGCACGUGGAUUUCAAUUUAGAUAUUCUUGAGAAUAUAUGUAUAUAUUUUUUCUUUUAUGAAAUUCUAACAAAAUUUUAGGAAGAGGAUGUAGAUUUGUUUCUCUAAUUAAAUAUA